Coccinella septempunctata (seven-spotted ladybird) is the source of this 1784-nucleotide messenger RNA. RefSeq names its product leucine-rich repeat neuronal protein 2-like. Lineage: Eukaryota; Metazoa; Arthropoda; Insecta; Coleoptera; Coccinellidae. The transcript is spliced from 7 exons. Gene Ontology annotation, cellular component: plasma membrane. Gene Ontology annotation, molecular function: protein binding. Bases 155 to 1657 code for a protein of 500 amino acids. The record is from RefSeq and is a predicted model, not a curated record.
AAUCGAAAGAUUAGAUAAAACUGAUACGUAUCCUUAUCUCCAGCGUGAACCUGCCGCAUAGGAUCCGUUCAUUGCGUGAAAAAAAGUAGUUCAAAAACGACGGUAGAAAUGUUUUUCGUAUAAAUUAAGAUUGUGAGUGUUUUCACGAAGAGAAAUGGGGGUUAGAACGGCGUCGCUGCUCGUCUACCUGUCCUGCCUGUUCCUGGGGGUCCGAAACCAACCCCCGUCGUCGCUAUGUUCCCGUUGCAACUGCUCCAAUAUAAAUGCCACCUUCCUGGAGGUCCUUUGUCUGUCCGACAUCAAAGAAAUCGCCGACGUAAUAUUCGCGAACGGGACGCAGGGGGACCUCCUGUCCGUAUCCGACCUGACGAUAAGGUACAACGAGCUGAACACCCUCGCCGACGGCUUCGCGACCGAGAACGUCGUCAGACUGGACCUGUCCUUCAACAAGAUCUCCCACGUGAAGAACAACGUGUUCAGCAGGCUGCAAAAGCUGGAAACGUUGGUGCUGAGCCAUAACAACGUCGAAAAUUUGCAUCCCAACGCCUUCCAGGGGCUAUAUAUGGCCGGUGACUUUUACCCCUUGAGAUCCCUACGCACCCUGAUGCUGGACCACAACAGCAUCCACACGCUGAACGCGGACCUCUUCGAGCACACCGAAUCGGUGGAGACCCUGUCCUUGGCCUACAACCCCUUGGAGGUGAUCGACACCCAUACCGCCAUAGCGAUAACGAAUCUGGCCAACUUGAAGUUUCUAGAUUUGAGCUACACGCAACUCAGCGCCCUGCCCAAGUACUUCCUGCACACCCCCAAGUACAUCGAGGUGUUGAACCUGUCCGGGAACUCCUUCACCGGCGUCCCCAGGGAGCUGGAAGAGGCGCACUCUCUGAGGAAGUUCGUCUUCAACGACAACGCCGUGGUGGAACUGACCAGACAAAACGGUUUCCCGAGGAUUCCGACGCUGCGCGUCCUUCACCUCUGCCAGAUGUCCGACUUGGUGGCUCUGGACGCAGGUUCCCUGGCCAACCUGACCGAUCUGCAGGAGCUCUACGUGGCCGGGAACCCCAGGUUGAGCAGGAUCGACGACGCGACGCUUUCGACGGCGGACGCGACGGGCACCAUGGACAGCUGGCCGGACAUAAAGAAGCUCUACCUCAACGACAACCAGAUCUCGUACAUAAACAAGUCGCUGCUGGCUCAUUGGAGCACGCUGGCCGAGUUGGACCUGUCGAACAACCCGUGGACUUGCGAGUGCGAGAACCAGUGGAUGGUAGAGACCCUGAUGCCCGUCUAUCUCAAGAUCGACGAGGACAAGGCCAAGGCGAUGAAGUGCGCCGCUCCCGUCGAGAUGACGUCCUACACCUUCGAGGAGCUGCACAAGAGAAACUACAACAUGAGAUGUCUGGACCUGUACGGCGCCCAACCGGAAAGGGACGCGGCAAUGUUGGUCGGGACGUUGGCCGGUAUGAUUCUACCUAAAUACUCGUUACAUUCCGUGCUCCUUAGCAUUCCUUUUACAGGGCUACUGCUCGGUAUCCCCCUGGUGCUGUUCUGUAUCUACUCCUACAGGAGACACUGGUUCGGUUAUUUCGACGAUUCCGCCGCGUCCUUCUCCAGGCAGUUCUACAGGAGGACCAACGACGUCUACGAAUAUUGAGUUGCGAUUUUAAAUGGACCCUUUUCACUCUCAACUACAAAUUUAAUGAUAUUCUUCAUUAUGUAAUAGAGCCGAUGAGUCAGAGUAUAAAUUUACAAGAUUAAAAUUCCCAAGUAGAUAUAGAAAA